Molecule: messenger RNA, 10702 nt
Organism: Gigantopelta aegis
Lineage: Eukaryota; Metazoa; Mollusca; Gastropoda; Neomphalida; Peltospiridae
Exons: 29
Coding region: 1-9294 (3097 amino acids)
Biological process (GO): detection of mechanical stimulus
Cellular component (GO): membrane
Molecular function (GO): calcium channel activity; protein binding; calcium ion binding
Source: RefSeq, a predicted model, not a curated record
AUGCGUAGCGCAAUCACACUAGAAUUCACCGCAAUACACGAGCUGGAAAUGAUCGUACCGCUCAAUGGGCCAGAUGCUCUGUGUUGUACUAGAUGCGCUGAUGAAAAGUGGAAAAUGAUCUGCAAAUGCCAGCUCGUAUUCCUGGCCGUGGGGUUAUCCCUCUUGCACACAGAAGCUGCUGUGGGUCAAAUAAAACUUAAGCAACCUGAAAAUGGCGUUCUGAUUUUGAAGUAUGCAAACAGUACUGAAUGCGAAACCUUGCUUGAGAUCGAAUACUCGGAAACCGAAAAGAUUUAUAUUGAUACGUACAUGGAUGGCACGAAAUGGAACAUGAUGCUUAUUCAAAAUGGGAGUUCGUCUUAUAAUAUCAAAAGCGAAAUAAUACGCGGACUUGGAAACCACAUUCUGAGCAUGUAUUUUUCUACAAGCGUUUUGUUGUCCAGUCCAUUCGACAACAUCAAUAUCACUGUGGUCAACUCUGUACAAGUGGAGGCAGUCUUGGAUUCAGGCGAAUACAGGAACCAAAUGUACAAGGCUGGCAUAUUUGUCCGUGUUCCUAUUUCAGGACAUGAAGCCAAAGUAACAUCUGGUUCUGAAACAAAAAGCUGCAUAGGUCUGUCUGGAGGAACUUUUAAGCAGAGGUACAAUAAUCAUAUCAAGUCAUUCAAACACGUCAAAUACGAAAAGGAAACAGGAUUGUCCAAGUACAGAUGGGAGCUGAAGCGGAAGGAAGCCCAGUACAUCAUACGCUGGAGGAUAAUAAAGGAAUCGAACACUCAAGGGCGCCUGUCUGGGCAGUGCAACUUGUAUCAGGUGUCAGCCUUGACAGCUGAUGUGGCAGUACUCAUGCGAGUGCCACCGGUGGGCGAGGGUGUGCUCAUCUUUCGCGGACACCUGAUGUCAUCACUGUUGCAUCAGGAUGCAAAACCUGAUGAACCGUUUGAAGUCCACGCAUCGGUUAGGAAUGACCCCAAUGCAGAGUUUACCUUUGAUUUGGACAAACUUGCCAUUCUGAUACAAUCGUGUGAUGGAAACUUUCUUACCAAUGACAAAGCCAACAACGGUACCCACAAGUUGAUUGCCGUGGCAUCAAACACCAUCACACAUAUAAAUAGAACUGCUCUAGUGACCUUCAUGUACAAACCUGUCGUCGUAGCUGACAAUGAAAUAAAUAUUGUAUUUGGCGACCCAGUUAUUUUGGUGGGAUCAACCUACGAAAUUAAUAUUAGUGUUAAUCAGAAUGCAGACGUGGGUGCUUUUGUUAAUUUCGACACAUUAAUUGUGACGAAUCACGACUGUUUUCAGUUAAAUGCUUCAAACAGAUACGCCGAGGCUGGAUCCUUCACCAUCGAUGUCUUCGUCUGGACCCCAAGUGGCAACAAAUCCGACACAAGGGACCUAAAGGUGGUGUAUCGUUACAGCGGUUUCACUAUUGGCCUAAACAAAAAUGAGAUACAGACGACCGAUAAUGCAACGUUCUACGUCAAUCGAAAUCAGACGGCUGAUUUAUACAUGGGCAACCUGACCGUCACCAUCUCCCCAUGUGGAACAUCCAGCUUGGUGGAAGAAUUAACGCUCCUGCCUGGCGAAACGCAACUGUUCCCGUGCUCAUUUCUAACACAGGGCAACUACACAGUUAACAUCUCAACACAGUCACCAUUUGGGAUAGAAGAUUUCCUGACAAUGGAUGUCUACGUCUGGGACAGGUUGAAUGUCUCCCUGCAUUUCAACGAAACAUACUUCGCAGUUGGUUCACAACCUGUGUUUCAAGUUGUUGAUCCUCCACUCUCUGGAUUUAAAUACCAUAUCGACUUUGGUGAAAUGACAAUAAUCGAGGAAGCUAAUCCAGGGAUUUUGAUGCAGCCAUACUCCGGUAUUAGAUUACCAGCCUCAUUUAAUUAUACUGAACCUAAAACAUAUUUCAUCACUUUCAGGGCAUAUAACGAUUUCUAUACCGUUUUACAAAAAACGUGUAUCAGUGCUAUCUACGGACUUCCCGAUAGCUAUCUUCAAGUGAACCCAAACCGAACUCUUCUUAUUCCAGAAGAUGGCCUUGUUCAAUUUGAAAUAUAUUCUAAUGAUGGUCUGGCUGCUCCCAAACCCUCCAAUGUUACCUGCGAUAUAGAUUAUGGUAACUUAACUGUCUUAAAUGUUGCAACUGAGUUUGACUAUAACGCCACCGGUUUUGGACUCCGACUAGAACACUAUUACAAGCAAGGUGGAACAUACGAAAUGAUUCUGAACUGCAGCAACCCAGUGAGCAGGAUUGUCCUCAUGACCACGAUCAAAACGAUUAACUUCAGUGUCUAUUUAUUCAAUGUAUCUUACAGCAGUGUUAACCUGCAUAACGAGAGUGAAUCUGCGUUGUUCAAGAUCGAGCUACAGCUGUAUGACUUUACACGUCCUCCAAACAAUGUCACUCUAGAGUGGAAUUUUGGUGAUGGCUCUGGUCUUGUUCAGGCUGUUCCUAUGACUAACUUUUCUAUACAACAUAUCUACCCAAAUAGAGGACACUAUUCAGUAUAUCUAGAAAUAAAAUAUAUUAUUGAUAAUGAUAUCAGAAAUAUAAACCUCGAAAUAAGCAUGGGAGCUUUUAACAUAUCGCUAGUUUCCUCUGAAACAUCCGGACUAGUGUCUGUGACACAGUUCAGUUUUGAAAUUGCAAACUGUUUACAGGGAACGACUGCUAAUAUUGAUGUCGUUUGGGGUGAUGGAAGUUCCGAGCAAAUCAAUUUGUCGGCAAACGAAACAAAAUUAGUAGGUCACACAUUUGGUUUGGCAGGCACCUUUACACCACAAAUCAAAGCAAUGAGUGCCAAAGGUACUGAACUGUCAUCCGUUAAUGAUUCUAUUUUAAUAGACAAUCCAGUUAAAGAUCUAACAUGGAACAUACCAGCGUCAAUUCAGUUCGGUAGUACAUUUUCUCUAGAUAUAAAAUACACCGGCAGUUUGGACAUAAAUAACGUCACAUGUACGUUUGACUACGAUGGUGUUGUAAACAUGACAAAAAUUAACUUCUCGUCGCAGUCUACCCAGCUGUCUGGUCCCGAACACAUCUUUGCCACGAUGGGAGAUAAAACGAUAUCUGUAAACUGUUCGAACCAACUAUCUUUCCAAACAGUGACACAAACAAUUGUAGUGGUGGGCGGAUGUUUUACUGCCGCAAGAAUGUUUGAACAGAAAUACAGAGAUAUCAGCACACCACUUAAGGCAUACACAUCGCUGAUGCCAAUCAUCUCUGAACGAAUAGAAUUUUCAUCAAAAUGUCAGAACAGCACUGAACAGACCUUCGAGUGGACAGUUGAAGAACAGCGGCCGUCUGGGUGGAGUAAACUCAAUGUUGCCAGUCCAAAUGCCAAGGUCUUUGAUAUUGCCAUGUGUGAACUUGGACCCGGAUUGUACAGACUGUCGUGCAUCCUGACUGUUUAUGGAUCGAAGGUGGAAUCGAUCAAAGACAAGAUGUACUUAGAACUCAUAGACCCACCUUUAAUUGCCGAGAUAGCAGGAGGCGCACAGUUGACUCUUAAAAGUGAUGCUGAUAUUUUCUUAGAUGCCAUUUCCAAUUCUUUUGAUCCAGUGAUAGGUUACGGGAAAGAGAACCAUCUUGAUUUUUCAUGGCGGUGUUUUGAGGUAGUAGAGGAUGACGUGGAGAGGUAUUUAACCCCAGAGAGUGAUGACAUCUCGUACGAGGACGGUACAACCUGCACGCUUAGCUUCACGUCCGCCGGUGUGGUGACAGUCCCCGCGUCGUCUUUGCAGCCCAAUGCUUGGUUCUUAUUUGAAGUUGUUGUUUCCAAAGACGUCCGGUCAGCAAGAGCUAUUCAAGCCAUACACAUCGUAGACGAUGAUAGACCAGAAUUCUUUCUGUACUGCAGGUGGAACUGUGAAAUGAAGAGAACUAGACGAGUUCGCAUGAUAUACGACAGUCACUUAAACUGCACUAAUUGCACGGAUGUCGAACUGACAGCGGCAACAUACCAGUGGCAGCUGCACAAAUACAACGGGAUUAACUAUGGUCUUGUUCCAAACGUGCCCGUUCUGUCAGACCGACCUGCAAGUGUUUUCGAACUUGCGGCUGACUUUCUGAAACCUGGAAAAUCGUACAAACUGAAGGUAACGGUGUCGAACGUAGGAGCUCUCCCAUCUGCGUGGGCGACUGCAUUCUUCACUGUGAGUGAAGAACCUUACGACGGAACCUGUACCAUUAACCCUUCAAAAGGUAAUGCUACUACAGAUGAUUUUUCAUUCGAAUGCAAGGAUUGGAAGGACGAAGGACCUCGUUACGACCGCAACAUCACCCUGGAUGCCGACGAGCCUCUCACUUACGUCAUCUCGCAGAUCAAAGGAAACGUAGCUCAAAUCAUCUACACCGGAAACGAAGCUACUACGGUCCAAAAGUUGGAAGUCUGUCCUGAAGAAGAUAACAAUGUGUGUAAAAUUGAAAUCCGAAUACGGGAUCUAUUCAACGCAGAGGCUAUUGAGUAUCUCUUUGUCAUCAACUUAACUCCUGAUAUUCCAGCAGUAUCGCUGGGAGUCCCGUAUAACCCUGAGGAAGGCAAUCCGGUUUUAAGACGUUUCCUAGAAGAUACCGAAUUAGCCAUUAAAUUGAUUAAGAUGGGCAGAGAUUCGGAGAAAACGGCAAAAGUAGCAUCCACGUAUAUGUCAGCCAUAAACAUAAUGGCUUUGCCAGAAGUCACAUCUAACGCUAUCACCGAUGCUGUUGCUGCAGGUGACGGUGAUGUAAACAAUGUCAUAGCUAACGCUUUAACAUUCCUGACGUCUCCUAAUCCUGAGAUGGCUCGCAUUCAAGAGACCACAGCAGUUUUAACCAGUGCCACCCUGGAUGCAAUCGAAUUGCUAGUGAUGGCUCCAUUUACUGUCGGUCCUGGCAACACCGACAGCAACGGCAAUGUCUUACCUACCACAAAACCAUCAGUUGAAGUCCUCGGCAUGUUAACAUCGGCUUUGUCAACGACCAUUAAAAAACCAGAAAUUGUGAUGCCCGGUAUUGAGUCCAAUGUGUCGAAUGGCCUAAGCACACUAAGUAAAGUGUUCGUGGAUACUCUGAACUACACCAGAGAUAUCAGCCAGAUUGAGUCUGCAAUGGAAGCUAUAGGAGCCGGUGUGAGCACGCUGAGCAAGAUACAGGAAAAUAAGGACCUCGUUGAGGAUCUAGAGGACAUGGACGGUGCUGAGAUCUUUGUGAAGAAGGAACUCACUAAAGGAGAGCGCAUGCUCAAUGACUUAGAAAGAAAAUACAUGAAGAAAGUCGUCAAAAAAAGACGUGAGGUUGACAGACAGAAGAGGCAGAAACAUAUUGGAAAAACACUUAAUAACUCAGACAUUAUAACAAGCAGCAUGUUUGCGCUAAUGAGCAGGAUACAAAAGAAAACUCUGGACCAGGAAGCAUUUGGUUUAUCUAUAGAAGAAGACACUGUGCAAGACAUAGUCAACAGUAGUCGAGCACAAGUGAAUGGCGCAAACUUUAAACUGAAUGGUCUGAACAACGCGACAGUUGGAAACGAGGAACCCGUUAAGCUCCAGCUCAGGGUCGUCAAAAGCAACAUCUACACUGAUGGCGACAAUGCCAAACUCGUCAACUCGCCUGUCGUGGUUGCCCAUGUACAGAAAGAGGACGGCUCUCUAGCAGAAAUUUCAAAACCAGUCGUCAAACAGACUGACCCAGCGAUCUCCUCGUACAAGCUAAUCACACCCCAGUUCAUCAAAGAAGAUGCUGCUAAACUGUUCUACCACAGAUUUUUCUACAGGAAUGCUCUACUAAAUAUCUGCUUAUCUGUUCUUCCGAUUAACGACAUCAAACUUGUUUACGACAUGUUUCUCAGAACUGGUACACCACCCACUGACAUCACAUAUGACCAUUAUACAUCUUACAAGCCGAAAGAGGGAGAGUCCGGAAUUAACUACUGUAUUCCUGCAGGCACCCUAAAGCGUACGGGUCAGGUCUAUCUGGGAUUACAACCGAGAUUAAAUGAAGAUGAUCGAGUUUUGCGUCGAAAAAGGAGUGUGGACAUAAUAACGUAUUCUGGAAACAGCUCGACAGCCUCUAACGAGUCCAGUGUUCUCGAGACUCCAUACUUGUUUCGAGUCACCACAAUCGGAUGUUUCUCAUGGGAUGCACAGCUUCAAGACUGGAAUAGCAGCAAGUGUGAGUUCUCAAGAGACGAGCUUCACAACGAGACGACUUGCGUCUGUCCAGACACAAAGGAUCUGGUGGCGAGCGUUUCGUUUUUUGUGGCGCCAAACAUGAUCGACUUCUCCACAGUGUUCAGCAAGUUUGAUAUUGCAGGCCAGGCAGCAGUAUUGUCAACUCUGAUAGUCAUCUUCACUCUGUUUGUUAUCACCGCUCUGUUCUCAAGGUACAAAGAUGGCCAGGACGUUCUUCAGUGGGGCGUGUCGCUGCUGGAAGACAAUUUCUGUGAAGACUCGUAUUUCUACCUGAUAACGGUUUACACUGGAAUGAUUCGACAUGGAGGAACCACGUCUAAGAUCGAGUUCAACAUAUCUGGCGAGAAUGGAGACUCUGGUAUCAGAGUUCUUACAGACGGGGUCCGCAAGACAUUUGGUGCAGGGAGUGUUCUACAUUUCAUCAUUGCGGUGCCACACUCUCUGGGUAGACUACAGUGUCUCGAAAUCUGGCAUGACAACUCUGGCAAGGGACCCUGGGCGUCCUGGUAUCUCAACAGAAUAGAGAUCGUCGACAUUCAAACAAAAGAAAGAAAUGAUUUCCUCUGCUAUAAAUGGUUGUCACUGGAAACAGGGCGGAUUGAAACAGCCAUUGGUGCCGGAUCUGCUGAAAGUAUGAAUAACUUCAAAACAAUGUUCUUUGAACAUGCUAGGCACAAUGUGACUGAUGAUCAUCUCUGGCUGUCGACCGUACUGAGACCCGUGAAGAGCCACUUCAGUCGAGUACAACGAGUUGGUUGCUGUUUGGCUUUGAUUCUUCUGUCCAUGAUUUCAAACGCAAUGUUCUUUCGAGGCAAGAAAUUUAAAGACAGAAAGCAGUCAGCAGAUCUUGAAUUAGGACCAAUAAAGUUCAAUUUCUCUCAAUUAUGGAUUUCGUUUGUGAGUGCCAUAAUUACGGCUAUUCCAGUAUUUGUGAUAAUGCUGCUCUUCAGAAAAUCUAAGUUGAGCAAGAGCCAGUUGAAUACAAAUGAGUACACAACACACUGGAUGUUUCCAUGUUUCAAACGAUUCAAGUUCUACAAGGACAGUGUCGCACUGCAGAAGGUGUUGGUCAUAAAAGAUAUUGUAGAUGACGAGGAGGGUGUCCUGCCUCACUUCUGUGUCUACAUUGGUUGGGUCCUCGUGGCUUUGGCUUCACUGGCAUCAGCUGUCUUCAUCUUUCUGUACAGUGCACAGUGGGGAAAAGAUAUUUCUGAAGAGUGGCUUGCCACGUUCUUCUUGAGCUUCUUUGAGUCCAUGUUCAUCCUCGAUCCAUUUAAGAUUUUUAUUAUCUCAAUCAUAUUUGCAAUAAUUCUGAAGAACAUCAAAGUAGUUCGACCCACAGUAUUUGAUUUAGGCUACAUCAAAUCCAUGAAUACCAAGAAUGGCAAAUCAACAGAAACACGAAGAAGCUUGGACUACAAACACCCAUUCUCUCGGUCGAAAUUAAAAACAGCCAUGCUAAAAUUUAAGCAAAAGUCGAAGAUCCAGAAGGCUAUCAGUGAGUUUCUGGUGACUGUUUUCCUCCUCAUUCUCCUCUGCACCAUCAGCUACGGCAAUCGGGAUCCUCACGGCUUCCUGCUACGCACAAACCUGGAAAACCAGCUGAUAUCACCUGGAAAACCGCUCAUCAAGUUAUCACAAGUUCACAGUGUUAGACAGUAUUAUCACUGGCUGAACUACACAGUGAUGGACGCCAUGUUUCCAGAAGAAAAUUACAACAACGAUCUGUUAGGGUCACGCGAAAGAGUGUUGAUGUCUGACCUGAACAAUUUCCGUGUUGGAGCGCCCAGACUAAGACUUGUCAGACAGAGAAAAACUUCAUGUUCCUUGCCGUACAUAGGCACUGUAAAAUGCAUUCCUCGAUAUUCAUUGACUACUGAAGAUACUAGCGACUACUGUGAGGGUUGGAAAUCUACAAAACCAUGUGAUGAGGAUGAAGGGUUGAGGUUAACAAGUGCAGCGUGGAGCUUCAUGCCAGCUUCGAAAAUCUGGGGUAUUCCAAUCACUGGAGGCUUCAACCUGUAUGGCGGUGGUGGUUACAUAGCAGAGCUGGACAUCAGUCGCCCAGUGGCAAAGGAAUCAUUGACCGAACUGAUAGAAACAAUGUGGAUUGACCGUCAAACAAGAGCUGUGUUUUUAGAGUUCACAGUGUAUUCUACAAACAUGAACAUGUUCGCUUACAUCAGUUUGCUGUCAGAGUUUCCAGAAACUGGAUCACUUCUCCACUUCACAAAUAUAUUCACCUUCAGAAGCUUACAGCUUACUGGAACUCUGGGCACCUUCACUAUCAUCUGUGAGAUCCUCUUUUUGAUAACAACCGUCGUUUGGGCGAUUGUUAUUGGUCUUCGAUUGCUCAAAGAAAGAUGGACUUUCUUUAACCAGUUCUGGAACAUCAUCGAACUCGCCACUGUCGGUUUAUCGUUUGGAGCAAUCGCCUUGUACUUUUAUAGGCUACGGUUCACCACAGAAGCAUUAGCCAAGUUCAGAGAGAACACUCGCAAAUUCGUCAACUUCUAUCACAUUGCAGUAUGGGACAGCAUCUUCAUUUACGUUGUUGCCAUUAUUCUGGCCAUUGUCACAGUACGGCUUAUCAAGGUUAUGGCCUAUAGCAAGUUCACACACACAGUUUUCAUUGUGUUGAAGCAAAGCUCCAAGACGCUCCCGGGAUUCUUUUUCUACAUCAUCAUGAUCCUUCUGGCAUUCGCUGCAUGUGGCACCCUGUUCUUCGGCGCAUAUGCGAAGGAAUACAAGGACAUCAUCACAUGCUUAGAAAGUCUCUUCUCGGGCGUGCUGGGCCAUGCAGGAUUCACCAAGAUGAACAUCCCAGCAGAGAGCAACUGGUUUGGUUUCAUAUACUUCGUGACCUUCAUCAUCAUUGUGACCUUCACCCUGGCCAACAUAUUCAUGUCAAUACUGCUGGAUACAAUGGACUUGCUACAAAGUGACAAGAAUGGAGAGCUGGAUCUUGAGAUGACGACAUUCCUGUGGCAUUCUGCUAAAGAAGUCAUAACUGGAAGGAAAAACGACAAGACUCUUGAGCCUAAAAAUAAAACUCUUCGAUUGACCAAGACAUUGCCGAAACCAGAAGAAGUUCAACCAGAACUGUAACGUCACCUGCUCUAUUUACUCUGAUGUCACCAGCAAAUGUCACUGUGUUGUCGCCAAGUCUAUUCACUCUGACGUCACCUGCGGUAUCCACAAUGACUAUGGAGACAAUAGAUUCCUCUUCAUCGUCUACAGACAUUUGCAUUAAUCUACUGACACUAUGUAUGGUCAUUGUCAUUGUUACUGCUGCUACUACUACUGCAGAUAAUUCCUUAUAAAUAUACUUAGUGGAACAAGUUGUUUCUAUAUUAGAGCACACAUUGAAAGUGGCAAUGCCAGUUCUCUGUGAAGAAGUUUAGGGUGGAGUCUUAGGCCCGGUGAUCACUACAUGUUCAGCAAUUCAUUCUAUGAAUCUCUCACUGUUGAUUUCAUGAACGUAAUGGUAAAUGUUAUGACAAAGGGGCCAUAACUCCUGAAUAAAUGUUUAAUGUUAGUUCUUUUGGAUAUAGGCACGUACAUAAAGUAACAGUUUUUCGUUGUACAUAUAGAACGUUUAUAUUAACUCAGGAGGUCACCUGUUUCUAUUUUUUUCUUCGAGAGGUGAUAUGGUCUAAUUGACGGUGGAUUGACGGAUUGACGGUCAUCCGCCUAUCCACCGGCGAUUAGACGAUAGCACCUCUCGAAAACAAAAUGGUAACUGGUGAUCUCCAUUGUGAAAUACCUUUUACCUUCUUUUCUUUUAUUUUCUGUAAAUUAUAUUUAUUUAUGUUUAAUGUGAUAUAAAUAGCGAACUAUUUUCAUUCACGAAAUUCUCCGAACUUACUAAACGUUGUCUGUAGCUGAAUGACGUCAAUCGAUGGGACGAGUCCAUCAUGGGGGUAACGAAAUUGGAAGUAAAUUUUCAAAACUGGUUAUAUGAAAAAUACUAUUGUGUAUUUGAACCAAUUAUUAUUAUUAUAGACGCAAAAACAACAAUAACAACAACAUAAUGCUUUAAACUGAAAGCAAUACCAAUAAACCACUUUUAAGAUGGAAGAACAUAAUAAAAUUUCAAAUAUCCUGCAAUAUGGAACUGUCUAAAAUGUAAACUUGUAAAAGUGUUUGUCGAUCAAACAUAUUUGAAUAGAUUCGUUUUUAUUUUUGUGCUACGUUGCAAAUUCAUAUUUGUUGUGUGAUAAUGGUUGUGAAUUACAACUCUACAGCCUGUCAUUUUAGGUAGGUGUAAUUUGAGUAAUUCUGUUGAUGUUGGGAGCUGUGUUUGUUGUAAUAUUCGUGUUUUUACAAGUUCGUUUGAAAACUUUGAGAGGCCGUUAUCGGGUAAACGGGGGUCACUUGUUGCGUUUUCAAUUUGGGCUUUACACGACGAUUUUUCACUGCUAGGUGCACUUAAGGGAUCAAUAUUUUCAUGAAUUUGUUGUAGAAGUUUUUAAUAUUUGUGUUUUUGUUUGUCAGUUGAAUCAUGUUUGUACAC